This is a messenger RNA of Trichoplax adhaerens, 1434 nucleotides long. RefSeq lists its product as uncharacterized. Lineage: Eukaryota; Metazoa; Placozoa; Uniplacotomia; Trichoplacea; Trichoplacidae. The record is from RefSeq and is a predicted model, not a curated record. Gene Ontology annotation, cellular component: cytosol. Gene Ontology annotation, biological process: 'de novo' AMP biosynthetic process. Gene Ontology annotation, molecular function: (S)-2-(5-amino-1-(5-phospho-D-ribosyl)imidazole-4-carboxamido) succinate lyase (fumarate-forming) activity; N6-(1,2-dicarboxyethyl)AMP AMP-lyase (fumarate-forming) activity. The transcript has 12 exons. The coding region runs from base 1 to 1434 and encodes 477 amino acids.
AUGGAUCACGCAAGAUAUGCAACACCUUUAAGUACUCGCUACAGCAGCGAGGAAAUGUCGCAAAAUUUUUCAGAUCAAAAUAAAUUUUCACAAUGGCGCAAGUUGUGGUGGUUUUUAGCUCGUGCACAACAGCAAUUGGGUUUAGAUAUCACUGAUGAACAAUUACAGCAGAUGGAAGAAAAUAUCAAUCAUAUUGAUUUUGAAUUAGCUCAGAAGGAAGAGAAUAAAUAUAGGCAUGAUGUAAUGGCUCAUGUUCACACAUUUGCUGCAUGUUGCCCUAAAGCUGCUGGUAUCAUUCACCUUGGAGCAACAUCAUGUUAUGUGACAGAUAAUGCGGACCUAAUUAUUGUACGUAAUGCGCUGGAUAUUAUCCUACCCAAGCUUGCAAGAUGUAUCGACCGUCUAGCAAAGUUUGCAAAAGAAUAUAAAGAUUUACCUGUGCUUGGAUUUACCCACUUACAACCGGCUCAACUGACCACACUUGGAAAACGUGCAACGUUAUGGAUUUUCGAUCUCCUUAUGGAUUUACGCAAUUUAACUCGAACAAGAAAUGAAUUAAGAUUUCGUGGAGUGAAAGGUACGACUGGCACUCAAGCUAGCUUCUUAGCUUUAUUCAACAACGAUCAUGAAAAGGUUAAAAAAUUAGACAGACUUGUAACUGAAAUGGCAGGAUUUCAAUCGGCUUAUAUCGUGACUGGACAGACUUAUAGUCGGAAGGUAGACUUAGAUAUUUUAAAUGCCGUCAGUGGUUUAGGAGCUUCCAUGCAUAAGAUUGCGACCGAUGUUCGAUUACUGGCCAAUAUGAAGCAAUUAGAAGAACCAUUUGAAACAAGUCAAAUUGGUUCAAGUGCUAUGCCAUAUAAACGUAAUCCGAUGCGUUGUGAGCGUGCGUGUGCAUUAGCUAGGCAUUUAAUGACCUUAGUAUCAAAUGCUCAACAAACUGCUGCUGUACAAUGGCUCGAAAGAACUCUCGAUGACAGUGCUAACAGACGUAUAACUCUCACUGAAGCAUUUCUUACAGCUGAUGGUGUACUACGGACGAUGCAAAAUGUAUUUGAAGGCUUAGUAGUUUAUCCCAAGGUUAUCAAUAAGCAGAUUAUACAAGAAUUGCCUUUUAUGGCUACGGAAAAUAUUAUCAUGGCGAUGGUCAAAGCUGGAGCUAAUCGACAGGAAUGUCACGAGAAAUUACGAGUAUUAUCACACCAAGCUGGCCAUGUUGUUAAAAUGGAAGGGGGUAGCAAUGAUUUGGUAGAAAGAAUUCAAUCAAGUGAUUAUUUUAUACCUAUCCACUCUACACUUAAUGAUUUACUUAAUCCAGAAUUGUUCAUUGGUAGAGCGCCUGAGCAGGUUGAUGAAUUUCUAAAUGUCGAAGUAUACCCCGCAAUAAAGCGCUUUGAACUACAGCUUGCAGAAGCAUCGGUCUUGAUUGUCUAA